AUGCAACUAAUCAAUCUCUCCGCAUCAUUGCUCAUCGCAAUAUCCUAUUUCUUCAUAAAAAUUUACUCAAGAGUAUCAGAAACUGAACUUAUCGAUCAGAAUAAUGAGGUUGUUGCAAAAUUAAUUUCAGGGUUUGAUAAGGAGGGUCAUAUAUUAGUUGGGAUUAAUAUGCUAUUGGAGCAUAUACGCAAUGUAAUACUGCAGGAUGAGCACCUUAGGGUCAAGUUUGGCGGCGUCAGUAUCAACGAUAAUUUUGAAACUAUCAAUAUCCUUGCUAAUUUAUUGGAGCAUGAGAUAUACACGAUAAACAAAGCGGUUCAGUCUUAUAAGUAUAAUAAGCUGCUUCACAAUGUAAAGAAGCUAAAAUCGCUUUCAUUGCUUAACCACUUUUCCUCUGAACUCAAAUCAACUAAUGAUUUUAGAGCGGCAUUGGAAAAAAUCCAUGGGCUAGUAUAUAUUGAACCGAGCUAUUUUUUGGAUAUAUUUAAAAGGGAACAAAAUAAUGACUUCACACAAGGUAAUAAUAAUGCCAUGAGAGUCUCUGGAAUGGAUACAAAUUCGCUGCCUGGCAAUGAGAUGAUCGACAGAAAGGAAUUGAAUUACAUCAUUGAGAGUGACCUAAAUCGAAAACUCGUGGGUGGAAACCCAGAGAAACUGAUUAAUAAUGAUUAUAUGAUGUUGAAUGAGUUGUUUGGUGAGAUAAAACAAACGGAUGAAGGAAAUGAGCAUUUAAAUUUGACAAAGCGUUGGCGAAUUAUCUCCGCAAUGUUUGAAGACUCUUAUAUGACUCAUGAAGGGAUUUCCAAAUGGCAUUCCAUGUUAGGAGUUGAAUUAUUUUUGGCGGCCAAUGGAAACCCACUUAUUCUGGGGCAGUUUUUGUGGUUUGAAAUAAUAUACAGUUAUUUUGACAAAUUUUUAGGAAAUGCCGAAAGGAAAUUGUUCACUUGGGGUGAUAUUUUACAUGCGAAUGGCGAUGUUAAAUAUGAGAUGGUUUAUGAGAUUUGCGGAAUAAAGAAUUCUAAGAAUAGCCGCAUUGAGAAACGAUCAAAGAAAACUAAACCAAACAAUAAUCAAGUUGGCAUUCACUGUCAAGCACUGGAACUUGUAAUUGAACAAAUAAACUAUUUGGAGGCUAUAUACCAAAAUCACUUUUCCUCCAAUACUAAAAAUCAGGAAAUUUGGGCCAAUUCUACAACUAAUGCCAGUUCUAGUGCAGUUAAUAGUAGUUCUAGCUUCCUGGACUUUUCUUUUUUUAGAUCUCAAAAAAAUGAAAAGCCAAUGCCACAAAAUUCUUGGUACUCCAUCUACCCCUAUAGGCUUUAUGAUACACACUAUAACAAAGAUGUGUUCAAGCAUCCAUUCACCCAAACUGAACCAAUGACUUUACAAGCGGUGAUAGACUCAAAAUACAAUGGAAUAAAUCAUAAAACUAAAAAUAUGGACGAUCCCAGCAUAUCAGAAAGAAAUGAUGACCAGUCAAACGGGCCUUUAUCAUCUGACAUAACCGACGCGCUGCAAAAAAAUAUCAACAAGGAAUAUUCCCCGCCAUUUCGACCUAGAAACAACAUAGUUUACGAGAAAUUGCUGCUUGGAAAUAAUAUAAAAUUGCUUUAUACUCCCGAGGAAAUAUCUGAAACCAUUUCUAAUGAUGCUAACACUUUUUUGACUGCUUUGUAUAUGUACAGAGAAGAUCCAAUUUAUGCAAUGUACUACCACGAAUACAUUGCACUAAGUUUUGAGGCUAUAUAUAACACCGAUAAUAGUGAUUCUAGAACAUUUUACAAGUCAUUUGGAACUAAUGUACGAUCUUGCCUAGAGCUGCUGGCUGGUAAAGAAGUGUCAAAGCAGGUUUCCGGUAAAUUAUCAUUGAGAAUACACCAUAAGAAGAUCCCACACCUGUUUAGUUCAUUCGACAAGAGUAACGAUACCAACGCCUACUGCAAAGAUUACAUUGGUCUAGCCAUGUUCUUCAUAUACAAGUCAAUCGGAUAUACUAAUUUAGAAAAGUCUAUGCUCUUAGUUACCCCUCGAGGGAUUUCACCAAUGAAUACAUUAUUAACUACGAAAUCGUACCUGCUAAGGGAUGCAGUAAUGCUGGACAAAAAUUGGUUAGCAGUCCUUUUAAUGCUAAGGCUUGUUACUCUGCGUAAUGGGACUGAGAGUUACAAUCAUAUGAAGAACAAAAACAUGGAAUUUUUUAUUAGUGCCCGGAACUUUUGGAGCAAUAAAAACGUGGAAACAGCAGUUGUGACCCGAUACAAUAUGUACUACUCGGAGUCUCCUUCUAUCUUGUUGGAAAAAUCGCUAAACAAUUGCACUCUUGAGAGACUAUUAACCAGCAUCAAAUUUCUACUUCACUACAACACUUUUAUGACACUUGACCGUUUCUCACAACGUGUGGACAAUUUAACGCUAAUAGAAUCUAUGAACAAAUUUAUAGGCGCUUGGACCGAAUUCGGUUAUGAAAAGUCAAGGGAGGAGAUAUUGGCCUCCAGGGAAAAUAAGCCCAACGACAACGAUCACGGAAAAUUGUUUGAUUGGAUGGACAAGGAUUACAUCAAUUUGGGCAACUGGAACGAGCAACUUUGUGGUUUACUCCAAUGGUAUCUAGAACGUUUCUUAAAGCAGCCAUAUAUACAGCAAUUGAUUGAGAUGAAUAGGCUGGCGCCUAACUUGUAUAAGCUGCCGAAUCAUAUACAAUUGGCCAUAGAUUCGCUAACCAACCUAAAAUUGGCCGAGAAAAAAAUGUUAAUGAUGGCCAGCACUACAGGCAAGAAUAAUAUGAUCUUAUGGUACCCAGUGCAAAUUGAUCACCAGUCCGUUAUGUACGUACUGGAAAACAUUUCUUUUGUGGGCGAAAUAAUGGGCCAUGUUUUUGAUGAGGAACUACUGGACCUGUCCUUUACCAAUAUGUGCAUGCGCUUGCAAUAUUUGGCAUACUCUCACUACUUCCAUUCCAUAGGAAGCAAUCUGGAUGAGGUGUCUGCAUUCGUACAUCCCUCCUACAGCAGUUAUUCAUACUACACCCGUGAAUUUGAAUUACAAAAAUCAAUGGCGUCUAUGCAAUUCACAAACGUGUGGAAGUUACUAUACCAAAUUGGGAUGUCGAUAAUUGUGAAUAAAGAAUCUUUGUCUCAUGUGGAGAAUGGAUUGGAUACGGAGAUGUGGAAGAGAUCUUUAUUUGAUCCGAAAUCAAUUCAGGACAUGAUGAAGCUAUCAUCUGGCAGUACUUAUGAAUCAGGAUUGCUCAAAAAUUUUUUCUCAAACACCAAAGCAAGUGUCAAUAAACUUUUAAAAAUUGGUUCAACCGUUUGGCUUGCCCAUACUUCAAGUUUCACUGGGCAUUUGUACAAUUAUAUGGGGUUUAGGAAACUUGGCACUGGUAUAAUGGUCCUUUCCCCCUACUAUGCAUACAUUGUUAACCAUUGGAACAAGGAUGUUUUGAAAAAGUCUACGCUCGAGUUUAAGAAUGAAACUAACCACGCUUCGACAAGAAACCCUACCAACUCUGGAAACACCUUGCAGUUGAAUUUAUUAGAUAAAAUGAACACAUUGAAGUUUCUUAGGAAUAAAAAAGCGCUUCAAUUUAUUUCAAAUAAUAACUCCCUAACGGGAUACGGCAAAAAUGCGCAAAUUAAGGCGAUCAGCCCACACAAUAAGUUUGGCAGAUUUAUGUCAAAGAUAAAAAUGUUGAGCGUGUUCAAAUCAUUUGAUUGGAAUAGUAUAAAAUCUUCAAAGUAUAUUAGAAUUUUUAAGUUUAUUUCAGGUCUUGUUGCUUCAAUAGUCGUCAUGUAUUAUUUAAUGUCUCAUUUAAUAAUGAUCAUUCUUGUAUCUGGUUCAGUGGGAAUCGCCUGGCUUUCCUACAAAUAUAUCAAUAUUUCACCAUUGGGCUAUAUCAAGCGGAAAAUGCUGUCAGGCAGCUAA
Messenger RNA from Babesia microti strain RI, 3924 nucleotides. RefSeq lists its product as hypothetical. Lineage: Eukaryota; Apicomplexa; Aconoidasida; Piroplasmida; Babesiidae. The record is from RefSeq and is a predicted model, not a curated record. The coding region runs from base 1 to 3924 and encodes 1307 amino acids. The transcript has 2 exons.